AUGUCAUAUGUCUUGAUGGGACUUCUUGGAGCUACACCAGUUCAGGCUUUUGCUGCUGGAGCUGCAUUGUGUUCGACUUCUCUGGGUACGACUUUUACCAUCCUCAGUACCAGUGGUCUUGAGAAGAGCAGGUUGGGCGUCAUCCUGUCCAGUGCUGCAAUGCUGGAUGAUGUGGCAGGGCUUGUCAUGGUUCAAGUCAUAUCCAACCUUGGACAAUCUGCCGACUCGUUCUCAGCUGUGACUGUCAUCAGGCCUGUGUUCGUCUCAAUCGCAUUUGCUGUCAUUGUGCCUGCUUUCUGCUGGGCGGUUGUGAGACCCAUCACAAAGCAUGUAUUCUCAAGAACAGCAAAGACUGAAAAUAAAGAGAAAGAGCAGUCGAGACUUCGAAGUUUGGCUUGCGCUCCGGUUGCUGCUUUCAGUGCUCACACUCUGGUCCUCUUGGGUCUUGUCACUGGGUCGACGUAUGCUGGCACAUCCAAUUUGUUUGCGGCUUACAUUGCUGGGGCUGUCAUCAAUUGGUGGGAUGCUCUUGUAAGUUCGAUGCUGCAAGAAGAACGUCCUAGCCCUACGACAGCGAAGAAGGCAUGCAAAGCAAACAAGGCUACUACUUCGAGUGGAGAUCAAGCCAUAUCCUCGGGGCCCUUAUCGUCUGAUGUUGCGGCUCCCGAGACCCGCGCGCCAGAUCAGCCUGUCUCUUCGAUACAUGCCAAGCUGAAUGGUGCGGCUAUCUAUGAGCGCAUGUAUGCACCAGCCAUGAACUCGGUCCUGAAGCCGUUCUUCUUCGUAAGUAUCAUGUUCAUCUGCGCUGUCAGUCAGAGCACUAAUAAAUGUAACAGNGCAUCCGUUGGCUUCUCAAUUCCCAUCACUCAAAUGUUCUGCGGUGCCAUUGUUUGGCGUGGACUCGUCUAUACCAUCCUCAUGAUUCUGGGCAAGUUGGCCUGCGGUCUUGUCCUCGUCCGUUUCACAAGCACACCGACCAAAGUCCAAUUGCCUGAAGGUCGGCGAACGACAGAGCCAGAUGCCUCCAAUGAAUCCGCAGGCAGCCAGAGCAGCACACAGGCGCAAACCCCUUCCGCCAACUCCAAGCGCAAGAGGCAAACUCCCCGCAAGCUGCCCAAACCGCAAUCCCUAUACCCCUCUUUGAUGCUAGGGAGUGCCAUGGUGGCCAGAGGCGAAAUUGGAUUCCUGAUCUCCUCACUAGCAGAAAGCAACGGUGUAUUCGGGACUGUCGAAGGCGGCGGCAGUUCCGACAUUUUCCUUGUAGCUACCUGGGCAAUUCUACUCUGCACAAUCAUCGGGCCUGUGAGUAUCGGUUUAAUGGUAAACCGAGUCAGGAGACUUCAGAAGGCUAGAGCGGCAAACACAGCGAAACCAGAUCCGCUGGGCGGAUGGGGAGUUGAGUGUUAA
Molecule: messenger RNA, 1407 nt
Organism: Aureobasidium vineae
Lineage: Eukaryota; Fungi; Ascomycota; Dothideomycetes; Dothideales; Saccotheciaceae
Source: the annotation of a GenBank genome assembly